Lathyrus sativus (Indian pea) is the source of this 501-nucleotide messenger RNA. NCBI's taxonomy places the organism in Eukaryota, Viridiplantae, Streptophyta, Magnoliopsida, Fabales, Fabaceae. The record is from the annotation of a GenBank genome assembly.
AUGUUACUUGGUCUCCAAGUUGGUGGAAAAGCUAUCAACGGUCCUACCGAAGUCACAAAUGAUGUUUACAUGGAGAGCUUAGGGGUGGAACCUACAGAAGCGGAUAAAAAUAGAGGUUCUGUUAGGAUUACCUGGCUAGAAAAUUUAUAUGAAAUUUUAAAAGAUAACUCUGCCCCCACACAAGAAGAAAUUGUUUUACAAGCUAAAGUUUAUAUUUUACUUGUAAUCGCUACUAUUUUGUUUCCUGACAAGAGUCAAAAUCUUUUGCAUUCUUCCUGGAUUCCUUUCGUAGGGGAUCUAGAAAAAUGUGGCACCUAUAGUUGGGGUUCUGCAUGUCUUGCAAAACUUUACAGAGAAAUACGCAAGGCAGCAGUCAAGGAUGUUAGGAGCAUGAGUGGUUGUGUUCUUCUACUCACUUCUUGGGCAUUCACACGUAUACCAUUGUUUGCUCCUGUUAAUACAGUGCAACCCUCAUAUCCAUACGCACAAAGGUAUUUCUAG